AUGGACAGCUCACAAGGCUCGCCGCCCACGCAAGGCGAUAUCGAGAAUGGAAACCAGACCCCAAUUGGGGCUUUACACAUGCCACUCCGCAUGCUGGAAGCCAGGCUUCUACAUCAUUAUCUAACGUCGACAUCUCAUACCCUAUGGCAAGACGGCCUUUCUGCGUAUCAUCUUUCAAUGACCAUCCCUCAGAUGGCUACAUCCUUUCCUUAUCUGCUGGAUAGCAUUCUCGCAUUGACCGCACUGCAUCUAGCUACCACCGAGACUGAAAAUCGAUUGUCAUGGCUCGACGCUGCUGUAAAGUAUCACAGCCAGGCUUGCUCAGGACUCGGUCAAAUCCUUCCAGAUAUCCCAUCACAACAUUACGAGCCCGCCUUUGUAUCUUCAGUGUUUAUCAUGCUUUUUUCCUCCGGGUUUACUGGCAUUUCAUCGCAUAUGAGCCACACAAUAGACCCGCUUGCAAUGGUUCUUGAAUUACGAACGCUCAUUGCCGGUGCUGCGAUGCUGUUUUUGCACUUCAAUGAAAUGGGUUGCAAUGCAGAGCUCUCUGGCUGGCUCUGUAGUCCUGAUACUGAAGAGAGUCUGGAAGGUAGAGUGCAGCAUUGGGGCAUCAUUGAAUCAUUGGAGCGAAUGCAAUCGAUCGUCGAUGAGAUGAAGACUUCAGAAAAAGAACUUUACAGAUUUAAUUGGCAGCUUCUGCACCAAGCCGUUCAGCCAUGGCCAAAGAUAGGUCCGCAUGGUGGCCCGAUUGCUUGGCCCUUUUUUGUCUCCGAUGAUUUCAUUUCGCGCCUGCAGAAUGGUGACUGGGUCAGCCGUAUCCUGUUCCUCCACUAUAGCCUGUCGAUGCGACUUUUGUGUCAUCGCUGGUAUGUUCGCGACUGGGGGCGCAGGUUGGUUAUUGCCACCCUAGAUUCACUAGAAGAGGUUCCAGACGAAUGGAGAGAGAUAAUCUCGUGGGUCAAGGAGGCGGCCGAAAUUCACGAUUGA
Molecule: messenger RNA, 987 nt
Organism: Penicillium macrosclerotiorum
Lineage: Eukaryota; Fungi; Ascomycota; Eurotiomycetes; Eurotiales; Aspergillaceae
Exons: 2
Coding region: 1-987 (328 amino acids)
Biological process (GO): regulation of transcription by RNA polymerase II
Molecular function (GO): DNA-binding transcription activator activity, RNA polymerase II-specific
Source: RefSeq, a predicted model, not a curated record